Messenger RNA from Anoplopoma fimbria (sablefish), 3014 nucleotides. It is a transcript of the gene axin1, whose product is annotated as axin 1. Gene Ontology annotation, biological process: negative regulation of canonical Wnt signaling pathway. The record is from RefSeq and is a predicted model, not a curated record. NCBI's taxonomy places the organism in Eukaryota, Metazoa, Chordata, Actinopteri, Perciformes, Anoplopomatidae.
AUCGCAACUAUGUCGCUGCUUCCGAUGAAUCGUGCCGGUCCAAAUGCCCGAUGCACUCGAAAGCAGCACGAAGAUUUCCACCGGAGUUUUUUUGCCGUGGCAUAAGUAGAGGUCUGGAUCUAAUAGUUGUGCCGUGUGCGCUCUACGGGCACGUGGUUUAUGGAUGCUGGGACUAUGAGCAUAAGCGACAAAAGGGACUACAUAGCAGACCUGGGAGGCAGCUUCACUGAGGACGCUCCUAGACCUCCAGUCCCAGGAGAGGAGGGUGAGCUGGUGUGCAGCGAUGGACGCCAGUACAGCAACCUGGGCUUCUCCUCGAAGAGCGAGAGCCUCAAAUGUGAGGCGUCCGUGGCUACCCCCAGGCGGCCGGACUUGGACCUGGGUUAUGAGCCGGAGGGAAGCGCCUCCCCGACACCACCCUACGUAAAGUGGGCAGAAUCUCUUCACUCCCUCCUGGACGACCAAGAAGGCAUCCACCUGUUUAGGUUGUUCCUCAAGCAGGAGGAGUGCGCCGAUAUGUUGGACUUCUGGUUUGCAUGCAGUGGCUUCCGCAAACUUGAAGCUAAUGAGGUGAACGAGGAGAAGAAGCUCAAACUGGCAAAGGCUAUCUAUAAGAAAUACAUCCUGGACAACAAUGGGAUUGUUUCCCGACAGAUCAAACCAGCCACCAAGUCCUUCAUCAAAGACUGCGUCAUGAAGCUUCACAUUGAUCCUGCGAUGUUUGACCAGGCUCAGACUGAGAUACAGACUAUGAUGGACGAAAACACCUAUCCCUUAUUUCUGAAGUCUGACAUAUAUUUGGAAUAUACCCGGACAGGAGGCGAGAGCCCGAAGCUGUACAGCGAUCAGAGCUCUGUCUCUGGGAACGGAAAAGGGCUGUCGGGUUAUUUACCGACUUUAACCGAAGAUGAGGAAUGGAGGUGUGACCAGGAGCCAGAGGAGCAGCCCGAGUGUGACCCGACGCCGAGCAACCGGCUUACUCAGAAGCUGCUGAUGGAGACGGCACCGCAGCGAGUUGCCAACAGCGCGAGGUUCGAGUACAGGCACUCUCCAUGUCGGGAGCCCGUCAACCCGUACUACGUCAACACCGGUUAUGCUUUGGCUCCUGCCACCAGCGCCAACGAUAGUGAGCAGCAGAGUAUGUCCAGCGACGCAGACUCCAUUUCCCUCACAGACAGCAGUGUAGAUGGGGUUCCACCCUACAGAUACCGUAAACAGCAUCGGCGGGAGAUGCACGAAAGUGCCAAAGCAAAUGGGCGAGUGCCACUACCUCAUAUUCCACGCACAAACCGGAUUCCAAAGGAUAUACAUGUGGAGCCGGAAAGAUUUGCUGCAGAGCUGAUCGGCAGACUGGAGGGCGUUCUGAGGGAGAGGGAGGCUCAAGAGAAGCUGGAGGAGCGGCUGAAGAGAGUACGAUUGGAAGAGGAAGGUGAUGAAGUCAUGUCCACAGCCGCAGCGUUAUCCAGUCACAGGUUCCCCCCUGGUGCUUAUCCGCAGAAUUACAACUCACGCUACGCUGACAACACCUACAGCGGUCAAACUCUGAGAGACGCUCACGAGGAGAACCCGGAGAGCAUCCUGGACGAACACGUCCGGCGGGUCAUGAAGACUCCCGGCUGCCAGUCACCGGGCACAGGACGCCACUCUCCCAAGUCCCGCUCCCCAGACGGCGUCCCAGGGGGGAAAGGGUCGGGACUUGGUACGGCUCCUGGUAAACAUCCACCCAGGCACGGUCUCAAAGGAGACGGCAGCCACCUGUACCCCCACAAACAUGUGCACCACAUCCACCAGGCCGGCGUCGGGAAGCCCAAAGAGCAGGUAGAGGCUGAGGCGUCCAUGCGUGUGCACGGCAGCUUCCCCUGGAGCGCGGAGACCAGUCAUUAUGGAUCAAAGUCUCGCAGCUACGCAGAUGGCAUGGGAUCCAACCCCAUGGAGCACACGGGCAAAGGUGGCACACAGUGCAAAAGGGCGUUCAAGAAAGGCGAGGAAGUGCGACCUUGUGACAUGCCAGCGCCUGUAGAGGAGAUGGAGAAAAACCAGAAGAUCCUUUUGUGGCUGAUGGAAGGACAGAAAGAAAUGGUUCAACAUAAGAGGAGCCCAUACGGUACCACUGGGUCAAAGAGGACCACCGGCCACGAGGCCCAACCGUGGAACACCGUGCAGCCGUCUCACCCUUUCAUCCAGGAUCCCACCAUGCCCCCAAAUCCAGCCCCCAGCCCCCUCAUCCAGCUGGAGGAGCGCCGGCGGCUUGAGGAGGAGAAGAUCAAAUCUGGAACUGUGCAGCCCAAGCAAAGGUAUGUGAUGGAGGUGAUCCAGAGGGGUCGCACCGCAGUCAGGCCGGCACUGUUCCCUCCGCUCAGCGUGGUGCCCGCCGUCUCUGACAGCGAGCUCUCCCAGCCCGAACACAAAGCCACUAGAAAGCAGCCGUGUGAAAACAUCACUGUGGCGUACUACUUCUGUGAGGAGCUGAUCCCGUACAGGACGUCUGUCAAAGGGAGGGUCGUCACCCUGGGCCAGUUCAAAGAACUGCUGACAAAGAAAGGAAAUUACAGAUAUUAUUUCAAGAAGGUAAGCGACGAGUUUGACUGUGGGGUGGUGUUUGAAGAGGUGCGAGAAGACGACGCCAUCUUGCCCAUCUUUGAGGAGAAGAUUAUCGGGAAAGUCGAGAAAAUUGAUUGAAGGUGACGUUGGAAGAGGAAGGAGUCAAAAAGGGCAGCGUGUGAUGGUGAAGAGGAAGUGUUUUAAGAUUGAGACCGGAGGUGAAGAGAAGAAAGGACGACCGUAGACGUGGAUGUAGAGAGGAAGAGCAGAGCAGUGGUCCCGAUGGACGACUGGUGACUUUUAAAGCUCGGUAGCACCACUGCAAUGACGUUGGACUAGAAAAAGAAGAAAAAGACCUCAUUCACUUCUCUGGAGUGUAAUGUAGCAUUGUAAUGUUUACUAGAAAAAUGAAGGAACAAAAGUGCUACUUAAGCUACAUAUUUUUGAUAUGAUGCAUCAGAUUGUUUCUAAAG